This is a messenger RNA of Strongylocentrotus purpuratus (purple sea urchin), 1879 nucleotides long. Its product is annotated as constitutive coactivator of peroxisome proliferator-activated receptor gamma-like. Bases 87 to 1544 code for a protein of 485 amino acids. The transcript is spliced from 2 exons. Gene Ontology annotation, cellular component: nucleus. The record is from RefSeq and is a predicted model, not a curated record. NCBI's taxonomy places the organism in Eukaryota, Metazoa, Echinodermata, Echinoidea, Camarodonta, Strongylocentrotidae.
ACCGUAGACGCGAUCAAAGUAAAUAGUGUCUGAGAAUCGUGAUUUGUGAGAAGUUUGUUGCUUUGAUGCAGGCUUAACAACAAGCAAUGGGUGUUAAACGACUCCUGUCUUAUGUCGAAGGACAAUGCCCAGAUGCAUUUGAACAUGUGGAUCUUCGUAGACUAGCUGACCAAUAUUACCGAAGAUACAACACCAAGCCUCAGCUUUUGAUUGACUGCAAUGGUUACAUUCGGAAUAUCUAUGGCAGACUUGAGUUUGGCUUAGGAGGACAGUGGCUGCAGUACCUCGAAAACAUUAAAGUGUUUGUAAAGUAUUUUCAAAAUGCCAGAUUUGAACUUCUUGUUAUGUUUGAUGGAGUUGUGGAAAAGAAGAAAAUGAAAAGGUGGCUUGAUAGGAGGAAAGAUGAACGGAAAAUAGUAUCCAAAAUCUUUGAUGACAUCAAGCGUUCAGGACAGCAUCCAGACCACAAGCUGUUCCACAUUCCAACAAGUCUUAGCAGUCUUACACGACUGGCUCUGAAGGGCCUCGGCGUGACUGUCUGCAGUUCCUCCAUUGAAGUUGACAGAGAACUCUAUCUUCAUUGCAAAGAGAAUCAAAGCUUUGGGAUUAUCAGUAGGGACACGGACUUCAUGAUCUAUGAUGUCCCACAGAUGUUCUACAUGACCUGCAGCAAUGGACAUGUGAAAGAAGUGCAGUUGUUUAGGAGAGAUAUCUUAUGUCAUCAUCUGGGUAUUCCUCCACAAUUACUUCCUCUUUUUGCUUGUUUACUUGGUUGUGAUACAGUGUCAUUUCAAAUGCUGUCUAAUUUUCACCAAAGGGUGACCAGCGGCAAACAUGAUCCUCUUGUUCCCAGCGUAGCAGGUUAUAUUAGAUCUUUACAGCUUAAAGACCUGUCAAAGAUAAGUCUUCACUCAGUAGCCAACGACAUAGGGAGAGCUUUCCAAGAUGACUACUUGUAUGAAUGCGUCCAGGACUAUGCAUGUGAAAAUCAAGAAGAGAAUGAUGUCCCAUCCUAUAGUGAUGCUGCUGAUCUAGCUAGAGCUCCUGUUGAAUUAACUGGUACAUCUAAAAUCAACCAGUUUGUGAUGGACAAGAUCAGGUCCUACCACAGGAAUUUGGACAUUACUGACUUUGUUCUGCCGGUCAUAACCCAUCAAGAGUACAGAAGUAACAUGACCAUGGAUGACGACACUGAUACUUCCAUGCCUUCUUCUGGUCUUGUGUAUCGGCCUAUCCGCCAACGCUUGUAUGGCAUUCUUCUGCAGUUACAUGUGAUAGCAAGGGGAGUUGAUCCUCCUUCAUGUGGGCCAGUGAAUGCAGAGGGUCGUCCAGUGCAGUUUGGAACUGUGGAAGAAAUGUGUGCUUAUGCUGGAAAUGCAAUGAAUGCCCCAGAUGUUGUUCAAGGGAUGCCUCUUGAUAUUGGUAAAUACUCAUUUGUGCAAUAUUUGAAAGAUAAUGAAAUGCUGAUGAUUAUACUAAUGUAUAGGCUGUAUGUGGUAACAGAUUUUCAGUGUUGUGUUUACAGUCAAUGUGAUUCCAUAUAGAUUUCUUUUUUUAAAACAUGGUGAGCUUAAGUGUGGACUAACUAUCCUGUAUAUUUCAAGUGAAUGAAUGUCAUUAUACACUUUGCAUUAUAUGUUUCCAUUUCACAAGAUCGCAUUUAUCAUCUCUCAACUUAGUGUUUGUUCAAACAUGAGAGCCUGCCACUCAAAGACCUUUUGAUUUUAAUCAAUGUAUUUCUAGAAUAUUGUUAUUUUGUUAUGAUAUGUAGCCAUUGCCUGUCUAUCUAAGAGAGACUACAAGGUUUUGAAAUUGAAGUUUAAUGUAAAUAGAAACAUGAUUGUUUUGUUGUUGUUGUUGUUGGAGGGGGAAUUAAGAA